AUGAAAUUCUUCAUAACCUCAUAUGUGACAUGCUGCCUUUUGAUCGGCUCUGUUCUCACAUGGCCGCUUCCAGAAGGUGAAGAAGUGAGCACAACUGGAGAGGCGGACGCAACUACAGAAGCAUCAACAGAUGAAACCAGUGAGGCGGGAACAGAAGACGGUAAUCAAACGGAAUCGACAGGUGAGAACGGCGAUGAUGGGAAAGAAACAGUAACCGAGGGCUCCGGAAAGGACGAUCGCUUGAACACCUACAACAAGGUCAACGAACUGCUCGACAAGGGCACCGAUGUGGACAAAGUAGACAACGGAUUUCUACGCUCCUUCCUGAACAACAACCUGCAGUCGCACCUGAGGGUCCCAAUAAUCGAUGCCGUUGGUUUGGUUGGCGAUUUCGGCAAAAUUGCCGGAUGCUUCACCUCGAUGGGGUCGGAUGUGAAGAAGAUUGUCGACGAGAAGUUGAAGUCCUUUACAUCUUGUAAACAGGGGAAGGAUAGUACGGAUUCCAAAUGUUCGGAAGACAGCGCAACUGGCGGACAUUUCGAUCAGAUUACGUCGAAGAUCAAGGAAUGCGUUUCUACUAAUGGGAAGGGAAAGUGA
Messenger RNA from Armigeres subalbatus, 597 nucleotides. Its product is annotated as 30 kDa salivary gland allergen Aed a 3-like. The record is from RefSeq and is a predicted model, not a curated record. Lineage: Eukaryota; Metazoa; Arthropoda; Insecta; Diptera; Culicidae. Bases 1 to 597 code for a protein of 198 amino acids. The transcript has a single exon.